This is a messenger RNA of Nycticebus coucang (slow loris), 459 nucleotides long. RefSeq names its product keratin-associated protein 11-1. Lineage: Eukaryota; Metazoa; Chordata; Mammalia; Primates; Lorisidae. Gene Ontology annotation, molecular function: structural molecule activity. The transcript has a single exon. The coding region runs from base 1 to 459 and encodes 152 amino acids. The record is from RefSeq and is a predicted model, not a curated record. Gene Ontology annotation, cellular component: keratin filament.
AUGUCCUUCAACUGCUCCACAAGAAACUGCUCUUCCAGGCCAAUGGGUGGGCGCUGCACUGUCCCAGUGGCUCCAGUUGCCACAGCUUCCAACACCGAAGCUGACUGCCUGAGUGGCAUCUACUUGCCCAGUUCCUUCCAAACUGGCUCUUGGCUGCUGGACCACUGUCAGGAGACGUGCGAGCCCACUGUUUGCCAGCCAACCUGUUACCCGCGAACCUCUUGCGUCUCCAACCCUUGCCAGGUGACUUGCUCUCGACAAACUACCUGUGUCUCCAACCCCUGCUCAACUACCUACACCCGGCCGCUCACCUUUGUCACUGGUGGCUGUCGGCCCCUGGGAGGUGUUUCCACUGUGUGCCAACCAGUGGGAGGAGUGUCUACUGUCUGCCAACCUGCUUGUGGGGUCUCCAGGACGUACCCUCAGUCCUGUUUGUCCAGCUGCCGAAGAACCUGCUAA